AUGAUGCCUCUAAGACCGUCAAAAAGCGCCCUGCGCUCCAUUCACCUGCAGAGGCAGCUUGCCUCGGGGCGUCGACCUUUUUCCACUGCCUUUGUGGCCUCGGCCUCGCCCCACCGCCCUUUCGGUCAGAAGCGCAGUCAGAGCACAGCUACCGCAUCGGCAUCUGGCUCACGCCCCGUGCCGAGCCCGGCAUUCAACCAAGAACCUCACCGGAAUGAGGUCUCGCCUCUCCAAAACCGCCAGCUCCCGGAGCUCGAUGACUCAAUGGUCGGCAUGAGCGGUGGAGAAAUUUUCCAUGAGAUGAUGCUUCGCCUUGGUGUGAAGCAUAUCUUUGGAUACCCGGGUGGUGCCAUUCUGCCCGUGUUCGAUGCCAUCUACAACUCGAAACACUUUGAUUUCAUUCUCCCCAAGCAUGAGCAAGGUGCCGGUCACAUGGCGGAGGGCUAUGCUCGUGCAUCUGGAAAGCCCGGCGUCGUCCUGGUCACCUCCGGUCCCGGAGCAACCAAUGUCAUUACUCCUAUGCAAGAUGCCAUGUCUGAUGGCACCCCAAUGGUUGUCUUCUGUGGUCAGGUCGUGACCAGCGCCAUUGGUACUGACGCUUUCCAAGAGGCCGACGUGGUCGGUAUCUCUCGGGCAUGUACGAAGUGGAACGUGAUGGUCAAGUCUGUUGCUGAACUUCCCCGUCGCAUUCAAGAAGCAUUCGAUAUCGCCACCAGUGGCCGCCCGGGUCCCGUUCUGGUCGAUCUGCCCAAGGAUAUCACCGCUGGCAUCCUUCGCAAGUCCAUCCCCAUGCAGAGCACUAUCCCGUCCCUCCCCAGCGCAGCAACCAUGGCCGCCCGCGAGAUGGGCAAGAAGCAGCUCGAUGCCACCAUCUCCAAGGUCGCCCGCCUGGUCAAUGCCGCCAAGAAGCCCGUUCUCUAUGUUGGUCAGGGUAUCCUCGCUCGUCCGGAUGGCCCCCAGGUCUUGAAGGAGCUGGCGGACAAGGCUUGCAUUCCCGUCACCACUACCCUUCAGGGUCUCGGCGGGUUCGAUGAGCUGGAUCCCAAGUCUCUUCACAUGCUCGGCAUGCACGGUUCGGCAUAUGCCAACAUGGCCAUGCAGGAGGCCGACCUGAUCAUUGCCGUUGGUGCUCGGUUUGACGACCGUGUUACUCUUAGCAUCCCCAAGUUUGCGCCCCAGGCGAAGUUGGCGGCUGCUGAGGGCCGUGGAGGUAUCGUGCACUUCGAAAUCAUGCCCAAGAACAUCAACAAGGUUGUUGAGGCCAAUGUUGCCGUGGAGGGUGAUUGUGCUGAGAACCUCGCCCUGCUUUUGCCCCAUGUCCACGCCGUCAAGGAGCGUCCCGAAUGGUUCGAGCAGAUCAACGACUGGAAGGCCCGCUUCCCUCUGUCUUUGUACGAGCGCCAGAGCGAAAAUGGCACCAUCAAACCGCAGCACCUGAUCGAGACGCUCAGCAAGCUCACCGCUGACCGGAAGGACAAGACCAUCAUCACCACCGGUGUCGGACAGCACCAAAUGUGGGCUGCCCAGCACUUCCGCUGGCGCCACCCGCGGACCAUGAUCACCUCGGGUGGUCUUGGUACUAUGGGCUACGGUCUGCCUUCGGCCAUUGGUGCCAAGGUGGCUCGUCCUGAUUGCUUGGUCAUUGAUAUCGAUGGUGAUGCUUCGUUCAACAUGACCCUGACCGAGCUGUCCACGGCUGCUCAGUUCAACAUUGGCGUGAAGGUUCUUCUGCUCAACAACGAGGAGCAAGGAAUGGUCACCCAGUGGCAAAACCUCUUCUACGAGGAUCGGUACUCGCACACCCAUCAGCAGAACCCCCACUUCGUCCCUCUGGCCCGCUCCAUGCGUGUUGCCGCUGAGCAGGUCUCAAAUCCCGCCGAGGUUGAGGAGAAGCUGAAGUGGCUGAUUGAGCACGAUGGCCCUGCCCUGCUGGAGGUCAUCACUGACAAGAAGGUCCCUGUCCUCCCCAUGGUGCCGGCCGGUAGUGGUCUACACGAGUUCUUGGUUUAUGAUGAAGCUAAGGAAAAGGAGCGCAAGGCCCUGAUGCGGAAGCGGGGUGUGAACUUUUGA
Penicillium lagena is the source of this 2070-nucleotide messenger RNA. Its product is annotated as acetolactate synthase catalytic subunit. NCBI's taxonomy places the organism in Eukaryota, Fungi, Ascomycota, Eurotiomycetes, Eurotiales, Aspergillaceae. The transcript has 6 exons. Bases 1 to 2070 code for a protein of 689 amino acids. The record is from RefSeq and is a predicted model, not a curated record. Gene Ontology annotation, biological process: L-valine biosynthetic process. Gene Ontology annotation, cellular component: acetolactate synthase complex; mitochondrion. Gene Ontology annotation, molecular function: flavin adenine dinucleotide binding; magnesium ion binding; acetolactate synthase activity.